Messenger RNA from Cercospora beticola, 2587 nucleotides. It is a transcript of the gene COG5, whose product is annotated as Golgi transport complex subunit COG5. Gene Ontology annotation, biological process: intra-Golgi vesicle-mediated transport. Gene Ontology annotation, cellular component: COG complex. The record is from RefSeq and is a predicted model, not a curated record. Lineage: Eukaryota; Fungi; Ascomycota; Dothideomycetes; Mycosphaerellales; Mycosphaerellaceae.
CUCACCCGACAAAUGACUUCUCGAGGCCGAUCCUACCAUGGCCGCUGAUACAACUUCCUCUUAUCUCUCCCCGGAACUUCACGCGCCUGACUUCUCACCCACAGCCUACGCCAAUACCCUUGUCCUAGCCACCAACAAUGCCUCCGAUACGCCGCUUGACCUGUCCACUCCACUCUCUCGCGUGCUGUUCGAUGUCCAAGAAGUAGACACGCACAUCGACACUCUUACUACACAAUCUGCUCUGCCAAUUGUUCAGCACACCGGGCAACAACAUGACGCAGCCAAGCGGGUACUCGAAACUGUUGAAGAGCAAGUUGAAGGUCUGAAGGAAAGCUAUGCCAGGUUGCAGAGAGAAGUCGUGGAGCGAUAUGAGGCAGCCGAAGAAGUUCGCCUUGCAAGCGAAAGGAUGUUGAAGACGUUGAGGCUGGGCCGCGGCGUGCAGAGAGUGGUAAAUCUUGGAAGACAAUUACAAAGCUCGAUGGAUGAGGUGGAGAGAGCAGGAGGUGGGUAUCGAUCUAUGGUGCCUGCCGCACGAUUAGUGUUGGAGAUGCGAGAGUGCUUCCAAGGCCCGGACGGCGUUAUGCUGGCAAAAGUAGGCGUUGCAGCAUCUGUGAGGCAAGACAUCGGCAGCAGUCUCGAACGUACACUACUGGAAAAGUGCAGGAGUGUGGUGAGAGAAUUCUCCAUGAGCAGUCUCGGUGGCCCAUCUCUUGGCGAGAAGACUUUCGCACAGGCGAAGGAGACGAAACGCAGAUCAGAGGCAAGCAUGCAAACUCUGUACCUGCUGUCUCCGGUGAAGCCAGGCACAAAGGUGAGCGUGGAGGACUUCGAACCAAGCUUGUUAACGCAGGCGCUUAAAGGCUAUCUGGACACGGCCUUGACCUCAAGCCUGGCGGCGCUUAGCAGAGCAUUAGCCACUCUGCCCAUGCUAGACCGGACCCUGGUCGAAGUCUCCGCAAGAUGUCAGAAUGUCAUUGCUCUCGAAGCAUUGCUGGAAACCGUCAAGCCUCCCACUGCACAUCCUGGUCUCCGGUAUACGGAGAAUACUGGCAACUUGCUCGAGCCUCUAUUGCGACAUUUGGAAACCACCUCUCUGCCUUCGUAUUUCUGGCGCAGCAUGGCCUCGCAACUUACCUCACGCGUUCAAGACAUCUUGUCGCGCGGCGGGGUGAGCGCGAGAACUUUGCGAUCAAACAGAAAUCAUGUUCGAGAUGCAGUACGUGAAUGCGUUGAUCGUGGCUAUCGAGGCAAAUUCGCAGCUAGGAACCAGGCCGAGAAGGGAAACUGGGAGAGAGAAGCAGCUGUGAUGGUCGGCAGCAUAAUAGGACCUCUAGGCCGAUGAAGCAGGCGACACUUUCGCGUGAGCUCGGAGCCUUUCCUCUCUGUGUCCAUGAGCAGCAUCUGGCUUUACUCUGCCAGCUUGCAUUGUAAAGGCAUGUGCCACCAGCGAUCUCGGGACUUCCAAUGGAAUUGCUUUCCAGGCCCACUUCUCUGCCAUACGCUCCUGGAAGAUAUGUUGCCCGUACAGCUACCUUUGAGACUUCUGCCAUCGGUUGAACAAGUCCGGUGCACCAGCCGUUCCGAAUGACAGCAGAUCUUGUUGGAAGGGGGCUUCCGUUGUCUCAUAUCUCAUCCAGCUCCAUGCCGCUCUCCCAAGCUGAGGAACAGAGAAAUAUUCACCUCUUCGGAAGGAGAGCUGGUGUCUCGUGAUGGCUCCUACCACUUGUUCUCGGCCCCCGAAUGGCCCCUUACAACAUGCUCUUGGUCGUUCCGCCCCUCGAAAGCUAGAGAACAUCCAUGUUCUUAAAAAAUGGGUGCUUUCUGGCCGUACUUUCGAGCCGUCAGGCUUGGUAGUACCGACCACAAGCAGCUCAGUCAGUAGAGAGGUAAUGACGGUGAUUCAUGAUUUGAACAGCCUGCAAGAGAUGAGCCACGGAGGAAAGUCACCUCGUUUCCGAGACGACAGGGCUCGCAUCAGUCACCUCUCGACGACGCUUCGGUAUUCACGCCUUGCACCCGAGUCACCUGCUGCCACUCUCCCACAUUGAUCAUACACAGCGGCUGCCCGACGUCCCGCUUCCGACAUAACGUGUUAAAAUCUGACGCAACUACUAAUGCGACUCAUGGCGAUGAGGUGCAUUUCCUGCAAGUUGAAGUUGUCAUCCGCACGAGCGUUUCGCGUCAUGCACAGCCUUCAUCUGCCACGAAAGACUGUAGAACAAUUUCUUACUCCCAAGGAAAUAUCUGUGCUUUUGCAUUGAUACAGCCACUUUACCCGCAGUACGACUGAUGUUUGACUUCAUCAUCGCACUGACUUGGUACAACAUGAUUCGAAACGAUCCAAGUAAUAUAGUAUCGGCGACUUGAUUUCUACGAGUUGUCAGCGAUGACGAAUCGACAGAAUGCCAACGUGCGAGACACGUUUUCUCCGGACGUCAACCCCAACGAUCAAAGUCAAGAUCUCUCGCACGAUCUACCACCACGUACUCACGCAGCACCGAGCGAUCGGUCCCGUGCAAUCGCGGUGCGGUUCUGCCAGCGAACUUGUUUGAGGUUUGACGCCACUUGAGUCAUACAUGCAGCCGCC